This is a messenger RNA of Paramacrobiotus metropolitanus, 1540 nucleotides long. RefSeq names its product 14-3-3 protein zeta. The record is from RefSeq and is a predicted model, not a curated record. Gene Ontology annotation, cellular component: cytoplasm. Gene Ontology annotation, biological process: signal transduction. NCBI's taxonomy places the organism in Eukaryota, Metazoa, Tardigrada, Eutardigrada, Parachela, Macrobiotidae. The transcript is spliced from 6 exons. The coding region runs from base 312 to 1049 and encodes 245 amino acids.
CAUUCGUUGUGAUGCCAGCUUUGCAAACGCAUCCUGUCAUUCUGGAACUUGCCGUCUGAUAGAUUUGUUCUUUUGCUCUGCCUUGUAGAAGCUGGAAGGUACUGUACUUUUCCUUUUUGAGCGAAAUCAGCUUUUUUACCUAUAAUCUGGUUGCUCAAGGUGAAUUCAUCUAAAAAGGCCCCGUAUAUUCGUCCCGUAUACGGUAUCCCUGCAGUGAAGGUCGGUAACCUUGCUGCUUCUGCUGCGUACAGUCAACGGGCAGACCUACUUCCUUUAAACGCGACACUUCAGAUUUCCCUGUACAUUUCACAAUGGAAAAGGACGAAUUAGUUCAGCGUGCAAAGCUGGCCGAACAGGCUGAGCGCUACGAUGAUAUGGCAUCGGCGAUGAAGAACGUAACGGAGCUCGGUGUGGAGCUGAGCAACGAAGAAAGAAAUCUCCUGAGUGUUGCCUACAAGAAUGUGGUAGGUGCCCGUCGUUCCUCCUGGAGAGUCAUUUCCUCCAUUGAACAGAAAACUGAGGGAUCCGAGAAGAAACAGCAGAUGGCCAAGGAGUACCGCGAGAAGGUGGAGAAGGAACUCCGCGAAAUCUGCAAUGAUGUCCUGGGUUUGCUCGACAAAUACCUCAUCCCCAAGGCCUCCAAUCCCGAAAGCAAAGUUUUUUACCUGAAAAUGAAGGGUGAUUACUACAGAUACCUUGCAGAGGUGGCCAUCGGCGAUAAUCGAAACAGUGUGAUAGAUAAUUCUCAAAAAGCCUACCAGGAUGCGUUUGAGAUCAGCAAGAGCAAAAUGCAGCCAACACAUCCCAUACGCUUAGGACUGGCUCUAAAUUUUUCCGUGUUCUAUUACGAAAUUCUCAAUGCACCCGACAAAGCCUGCCAUUUAGCCAAGCAGGCUUUUGAUGAUGCCAUUGCGGAGCUGGACACACUCAAUGAGGAUUCGUAUAAGGACAGCACCCUUAUAAUGCAGCUUUUACGGGACAACCUUACGUUGUGGACAUCAGACACCCAAGGGGAGGGUGAGGGAGAGGCAGACCAAGCAGAUCAGUGAGUGAGCUUUGUUGGAUGGUGGCAACGUCUGGGAACGUAUUUAAAGGGUUCACCUGGGCCAAGCACCUACCCCUUUCAAGCAUACCAUUGAACAAAAAGAAGUUGUGUUUUUUAAAAUAUCUCUCUCUCACAUUGCUGCGCGUGUUAUGUUCGUUUAAUUAUUUACAACAUUUGAUUUUGCUGGUCGGGCGAGAUAAGAAGGCGCUUUUCGGGAUAAGUGGUGGAGCGUUAAGGUGGCACUGCUGCGCCUGGCGUGUUGGAUUAGUUUUUUUCUUUUGAUGCUGUUGGUUGGAUCCUUAUUUUUUCCUCAAGCAGCGAAUUGCGCGCGCACUUUAAUAUUAUGGUGGUUCAGUAGCGUUUUUUUCCGACCGGUCGCCAUUUUGUUCAAAAAUUGCGUAUUCUAACCGUUUUGCGUUGCACAAUUUUCCUCGCGCUGUUUAUUCAUAUUUCCAUUGAGCGACUGGUGGUUAAGUAAUUGAAUCAUGAUGCAGC